AUGGCGUUUAAGCUCGGGCGGUUAAAUCUGGGCGCCGUCGCGCAGGGGGUGGGAGGGCUCGUGUUCGGAAGCGGCGACGACCAGGAAGACGACGGCGGAGUGGAGCGGCUGCUUGAUCGCAUCAGCAAUGGGGUGCUCGCAGAGGAUCGCCAGUCCGCCAUGGCCGACCUGCGCGACGUCGUCACGGACAGCCCUGUCGCACAGCAGGCGCUGGGAGCCAUGGGUAUCCCUGUGCUUCUAUCUGUUCUGCGGGAGGACCGAGAAGACGUGGAUCUGAUUCGGGGAGCGUUAGAGGUGCUGGUGGCAGGGCUGGCAGCAGGGGCAGGAGGAGGGGGCGCGGAGCAGAGGGAGAGGGAGUGGGGGCAGCAGCAGCAGCGGGUGGCGCCAGGGGUGAUCAACUCGGAGCUCUUUGCGCGCGAGCCGCACAGCAUUGCUCUACUGCUGGCGCUGCUGGUGAGUCGCAGCAUAGGGAUGGGUGAGCUGGCAGGGCAACACGGGGCAGGGAAGCAGCAGCAGCGGGUGGCACCAGGGGCGAUCAACUCGGAGCUCUUUGCUCGCGAGCCGCGCAGCAUUGCCUUUCUGCUGGCGCUGCUGAUGAGUGGAUGUGAUGUGGGGGGGGGGGAGGGAGGGGAUGAGGGAGGGGGGAGAGGAGCGAGGAAGGGGGGAGAGGAGCGAGGGAGGGGGAAGAGGAGCAAGGGAGGGGGGAGAGGACCACACACCUAUCUUCAACAGGAGGAUGAUCAUAUUUACAUUCGCUACCACCACACUGUGCCGCUGCUCUCACCAUCCUCCUCUCUUUGUCGCGCUAUCUUUCCCCCCUCCCACCAACGAAACACACACUCAUCUUCAACAGGAGGAGGAGGAUUUCUAUAUUCGCUACCACACUGUGCCGCUGCUCUCACCAUCCUCCUCUCUUCCUCUCCUUGUUGGCGGCCUUCUCUCCGUCCCCCCCUCUUUCUACCCGAAUCACUCCUAUCCUAUUUCCAACAGGAGGAGGAGGAUUUCUAUAUUCGCUACCACACCGUACAGCUGCUGACCAUUCUCCUCUCCAACUGCCCUCACAGGUUACAGGAGGCAAUUCUGGUGAUCCCACAGGGCGUGGGGCGGCUCAUGGAUAUGAUGGCACUCAAUGAGAGGGAGGUGAUUCGCAACGAGGCUCUGGUUCUCAUGAUCAACCUCACACGCUCCGCCGAGGAGAUUCAAAAGAUAGUGGUAUUCGAGGGCGCCUUUGAGAGAGCGCUCAACAUCAUCCGAGACGAGGGGGGGGCGGAUGGGGGCAUCGUAGUUCAGGACUGCAUCGAGCUCAUCAACAACCUCCUCCGCUCCAACGGCAACAGCGAGGGGCAGACCAUGCUGGCCUCCACCAUCACACCCCUGCCGCAAGGUGUCGCGGGCAAGGGCAAGCGAGGAGGAGGUGCAAUGGGGCCUGACGCGGCUGAUGAUGCGGCAAACUUGACGUUCGGAGGCAUCUUGGUGCAGGCGCUGAUAGCAGGGCAGAGCGAGCAAGCCCUAGAAGCCAGCUGCAGGGCAGCCAGCGUGCUCUCACACCUCCUCACGGGCAACUCAGCAGCAAAAGAGCGAGUGCUGCGCAUCCCCUUGCAGAUCCCCACCUCCGCCCUCGCCCCUCCUGAACUCCUCAUGCCCCGCAUCAUGCGUUACCUCGCUGCCGCCGCCGCCCCUCCCUCUCCCCCCCUUCCCACUUCCUCACACCCGCACUCGCACCACCAAUCUUCCUCUUCCCACUCCCUCUACUCCUCGUUCGCCUCGUCGUUUUCCUCCUUCUCCUCCUCCCCCUCCUCUUCCUCCUCCUCCUCCUCCCCGUCGGCCGUCUGGCUUCAACCCGUGCUGCUCCGCCUGCUGCUGACGUGGCUCUCCGACUGCCCGCCAGCUGUCGCGGCCUUCCUCGCGCCGCCCGGCCACCUGCCGUUCCUCGUCGGCCUCGUCAGCGCCGCCAGCUCAGCAGCAGCAGCCGCCGCGCUGCCAGGUGGCGGCACGGGAGAGGACGGGGAGGAACACGGGGGAUCAAGCCGUGGAGGAGGGUACGGGGAUGGGUAUUCUGACGGGUAUGACGCAGCAGGUGACCGGAAACGAAGCGGAGGAGGAGUGGGGGGAGAGGUCGACGGGAGAGGGGCAGACGAGGCAGCAGGAGCAGCAGGAGGAGCAGGAGGGGGGGUGGCGGUGCAUGUAGGAGGACUAGCCUCUCUCGUCCUAGGCGCCUGCGUGGUUUUCAACGACAACACAGGCCCCACAGACGCCGCCACAGUGGUGGAUAUCAUCACGCAGCGCAUCGGCCUGGCUGCUUUCUUUGCCCGUAUAGAGGACUUGAAGCGGGACCCGUACUUCCUUGCAGGGGGGGCGGGACCGCGGUCGCCGAAACCCCUUACGAGAACCACUGCUGCUGCAGAGGCAGCAGGUGGGGGUGGGGGAGGCGGGGCGGGUGGAGCAGGGGUGGGUAAGUCUGGGGAAGGGGGCGGCAGCAGCAGCGGUAGCAAACACAGUGAGAUGACAGAGGAAGGUGGGGCAGGCUCUGCUGCCACCUCUUCUGCUGGUGCUGGGCUUGCAGCAGCAGCAAGUCGCGUGCCAGCUGUUCCUAGCGCAUCAAGUCUGGAUUUCGAGCCGCCCAUUGCCUCGUUUUAUGAUCGCGAGUUUGUGCGAUCGGUGCUGGUGCUGGAGGAGGCAGUGCGAUUGAGAGUGGUGCAGCUGUUUUCGAUGCCGAGAGGCGGGGGUGGGGAGGGGGGAGGAGGGGGAGAGGGAAGCAUGGAUGUGAACCGAAAGGAUGGAGAGAGUGAGGGGGAGUAUGCAGGGAGGCUGAGAGCAAUGCUUCAGUCGCAGCAUCAGGAGCUUCAGGUAGGGUUCCCCUCUAGCCUUUUCACCGCAUUCCACUCCUGUCAUAGCCACUUGAAACCAUCUGCAGCUCCACGUAACUACUUUUGCACCCAUCUGGCUCCUCAUGCACCUCCCUCUCCCUUUCUCUUCCCCCCCACAGCACCUGCACAGUCACAACGUGGCCCUCGCAAGGGAUGCGAUGCACCUCAACUCCCACCAAACUCCCCUUCCUCCCUCCCCCCACAGCACCUGCGCAGUCGCAACGUGGCCCUUGCGAAAGACGCCAUGCAACUCGCUCCACAAUCCCCCUCCUCUGACACCGGUGCCAGCGACCAGUCACAGGCCGCCACGUCAGCGGACGGCGCGGGCGGCGCCGGCGCAGCGCCAACUCACGCUGAGCUGGAAUCCGCCCGGCGCCAGCUGGCGGAGGCGGAAGGGAGCGUGGCGACGCUUCGAGGGGAGCAAGAGACACUCAUGGGAGAACUUAUGCAGGUGCGGCAAGUAGCAGCAGGUAAAGAAGCAGACCUGCAAGCUCUAUCCAUGGCCUACCACAGUCUAGAGCAGGAGAAUCUUAGACUAGAAGGGGAGGUUCGGCAAGUGGCAGCAGGCAAAGAAGCAGACUUGCAGGCUCUAUCCAUGGCCUACCACAGUUUAGAGCAGGAGAAUCUCAGACUAGAAGGGGAGGUCAAAACCCUCCAAUCCACCACUGAAAGUCUCCGAGCCAGCCUAGCUUCGGCCGAAGCUGCUGCCGCAGCCGCAGGUUCGGGCGGUGCUGCAGGUGCAGGAGCAGGCUCGGUGGUGCCCGAAUCUGAGGUGGAGGAGCGGGUGGAAGCGGCUCGGCAGGAGGCUCGGGAGGAGGCUCAGCGGGAGAGUGAGACAGAAUUGAAUGAUUUGCUGGUGUGUUUGGGGCAAGAGGAGAAGAAGGUGGAGGUGUUGAGAGGGAGGCUGGUUGAACUUGGGGAGGAUGUGGAUGCUUUGAUGGAUGGAAUAGUGGAGGGAGAGGAGGGGAGCGGGGAGGAGGAGGAGGAGGGGUGA
Molecule: messenger RNA, 3861 nt
Organism: Closterium sp. NIES-65
Lineage: Eukaryota; Viridiplantae; Streptophyta; Zygnematophyceae; Desmidiales; Closteriaceae
Source: the annotation of a GenBank genome assembly